AUGUCGUUUCUUAACUUUUUCAGCGACGUUGUCCAGCUCAUCUUCCACAGUUUCAUUCCAAUCGUUUUCCUUACCAACGCAUAUAUCCAACCUGGAAUUGGUAUACCACUUAAUUAUUUCGGCAAGGUUAUCGAGUUAAUACCUGAAAUUCCACUGGAAAUCUCUAUGAAGAAGAUGUCCAUGGAAGAGGGAGAACUCGAGCCAGACAACGUCAUCUUCAUCAGCAGCGGUUGCAUUGUGACGAUAGCUGGACAAAAUGCGCAGCCUCCUGCGUCGUCAGAUAGAUUGCUGCCUCUGAAAAGCAUCGCAGGCAUGCAUACCGCAAAGAAUACCCUUAUGGAAUUCGUGGUAAAGCCAUUUCUGAGAGACAGCAGUUGCUGUUCCGUUCUGCUAUGGGGUUUGCCGGGUAGCGGUAAGACUUUGCUUCUAUCAGCUGUUGCCAAGGUUUUGGGCGAACGUGCAUCUUACUACCACUCUAUGGAUAAGUUUCAUGAGCAAUAUGCCCUGAUUCCUCCUGGUAAUGUGGUGAUAAUUGAUUGGCAUCAGGUUGACAAAGAACACAAAGGCUUUGCAAAAUUAUGCCAGCUUCUUGAUGAUGGAUCGUGCGCAGCGAUUAUACUUUCGGUUCGUCAAGCUGAAGAUCUAGAUCUUGGCAUCAGGGUGCGGUUUCCAAUAGAAGUUGAAGUUGACGUACCCAUGGAAGAGGAACGUCUUGAGAUUUUGACGUCUCUGACCGGACAUUCAGCUGACAAUGACCUCAUAGAAUUAGCUAGGCGAGCGAGCUUUUCCUCUUUGCGAACUCACGGUUUUACUGGAGGCGAUCUCAAGUCGAUAGUCACUGCUGCCCGAUUUACAAAAGGAGAUACCGAAAGCGAAAGAUUGGAAAAUGCGCGGAAACGAGUGCGACCUACAGGCAUCCGGCAGUUCAUACUAGAGGUUCCUCAUGUGCGCUUCGAUGAUAUAGGUGGAAACGAAGACCUGAAGCUUGAAAUUCAACAGGUGAGCCUUUUCCUGUUACGUGAGAAUCAAAGAGUGUUUCACUUCAGG
Cylicostephanus goldi is the source of this 1047-nucleotide messenger RNA. The record is from the annotation of a GenBank genome assembly. NCBI's taxonomy places the organism in Eukaryota, Metazoa, Nematoda, Chromadorea, Rhabditida, Strongylidae.